CAAAGAGGACGCCGUGGCAUCAGCAGUACACAGGAAGAGGAAAUUGCAGCAUUCGUAUACUACAAUUUACUAGGCGGAGUAGCACGACGUCAACACAUCAAACAUACGGAAUCGCACCUGUGGAGUAACGAAGUUGCCCUUACGGCUGCUCUGGUCAAGGUCAUAGCUCUAGCUGACCAUGAAGAAGGUCGAACUGACGAACCGACAAUGCGAUGGAAAGAACACCCGCUAGGAGGCAAUGCGAGGGGGUCGAACCACUUCCAGACUUUCCUGCAUACCCAAAAUGAAGUGGUCAUCCUUGCAGAAGCAGGCACUUGCGGCGCCUCGAACAACAGUGAAAAAGAAACAAGAAAGGAAAGUAUAUCGAAGUUAGGUGCGGAAAAGAAGAGAAAGAAGUCAAUCGAAGGUGAAGCUCUCUCACAAGCGCAAGAGAAGCAGCAAAAAGAUUUCCAAGCUAGCAGAAAAUUUAGAGCAAAUCUCUUGCUUCUACACGGACUUGCAUCCCCCAGACUUCGAAAUAGGCACCGGACGGUCACCAAACCAUCAAACGACGGCGCCGGCAACCUGGGCGAAAAUUAUUCGUCUUCGUGGGUGUUUGAUCUCAGAGUCACCAUAGAGUCCUUCCUUCAGCAAGUCAUUCCAUCAGCACGCAAAAUGACGACAUCCAAAAGUGCACCUGCUGAGUUGUCCAAUCCUGGAAAGAGCAAACCUACCAUGCACGAGGACAUGUUCGUCAUCGCAUUAGUUGCAAAGGAAGUAGCGGAAAGCGCGGAAAGCGUGUGGGGAGAGAAAGAGCCUACCAGAAAUCAGAAGCUUGCCAUAGCCGAGCUCACGAUACAAGAAUUCGUAACAAAUCUCUCUGGGAAGCCGCUCAUUUCUACUGAAGCAAGCAGAGUAUGGGACCAGCCGCAACUCAUGCAGGCCUGCGUGGUAGCAGCAGCAAAAUCUGCCGACCCUGCCGCCUACUGUCCGCCUUUACGCCGCAUCAAUAAGAUCAACGAAUCACCAGGUGACUCCUAUAGAGCAUUACUUGAAUACAGUGAAAAGCACUGCUAUCUUGAGGAAAUCCAGUCUGACGACGAGGACUUCUUCUUCCAGUCACUUUCACCUCCCAGAGGCCUAGUAAGAAGCAGACAAUCUGAAGCACGAAGUAGCCGUGAGCCGACGAUGCACAGAACAAAUAAGCUGGGAGAAGGACAAUCCACAGAUGGAUGCGACCCUCGGGAACCACUCUUGUUACCCAAGAACAGCAUCACAAGCAGAACGAGAGGAGUCAACACGGAGAAGGCACUCAAAUUCCGCAGAGUAGAAGAUCAAGGGGCCAUCAAGGCGCAAGGAAUCAUGAUACAAGGGAGCACCAACACGGCUUCAGCCUCCUCAUCUGUUGCAUCAACUCCAGCCAGCAAGCCUACCAGUCAACCAUUCACACGCAUUACACCAAAUCUCAACGCGAGUCGAUUCUUCGAAGGAGUGCACACGAUGGAAGAAGAACAGCAUAGUAGUGAAGAGCACAAGCAUAGACAUGAUAACGCGCGAAAAGAGAAGAAACAACGAGACAAGGAGACACACGAGCUCUUCUUCACCAGGGAGGAAACGUCAAACAACAGCGUGAUGGCAAAAGCGAAUGGGAAUCAAAGUGGUGACAUGGACAAACCGAGGACGACCAUAGUCAAGGGUAAGGUUUACGAAUCCGAUUCGGACACUUCAUCCAUGGAAGAUCUUCUUAUGCAAGCAGUCAACGAGUCGGGCGCAUAUGGCAAAAGAAGCAACAGUACUCAUCUCAUCGAUUUUCCCAAAAAGAGCAAGAAGAAAGGGGAUAACAGCAAGGAAGUAAUGAUGCCAAGAGAGGGUCG
Amoebophrya sp. A25 is the source of this 1853-nucleotide messenger RNA. NCBI's taxonomy places the organism in Eukaryota, Dinophyceae, Syndiniales, Amoebophryaceae. The record is from the annotation of a GenBank genome assembly.